Molecule: messenger RNA, 2037 nt
Organism: Ostreococcus lucimarinus CCE9901
Lineage: Eukaryota; Viridiplantae; Chlorophyta; Mamiellophyceae; Mamiellales; Bathycoccaceae
Exons: 2
Coding region: 1-2037 (678 amino acids)
Biological process (GO): cilium assembly
Molecular function (GO): protein binding
Source: RefSeq, a predicted model, not a curated record
AUGUCCCUCCCGGAGCUCACUCUCGAUGCCGCGGUCGGUUUCGCUGGAUCCGUGCGUAAUGGCUUUCAUCUUCAUCCCGACGGCGAGUCUCGAGUCUACCCCCUCGGCGCAACCAUAGCCAUCUCUCGCCCCCGCACUGACUCCAAGGCGAGGGAGGGAGCGCCCACGCGGGAACACCAAACGUCACACAUUACUUUUCUCCACGGUCACGCCGGAGAAGUCACAGCGUUGGCAGUGUCUUCAUCGGGUCGUUUCAUCGCUUCUGGCGAGAGCAUUUCCAGUGGCGUCGCGGAAAUCAUACUCUGGGAAGCUUGCAACGAGGCCGUCGGGACGACGUACGCCGUCGCGAGGCGCCUCUCCUUGCACAUCGGAGAAGUCGUCGCGUUGGCGUUUAGCACGGAUGAGAGCGCGCUCGCCAGUAUCGGUGGUGAUAAUGAUCGUAGGGUCGUCAUGUGGAAUGUUUCUAAUGGAAACGCACUCUGCGGCUCUCCAGCACCUUUGGACGGUAAAGUCAGAACGGUGGCGUUCUUGCGCCAUUCUAGCACGCACUUCUUGACCGCUGGCGAAUUAGCCGUGAGCGCGUGGGAGUACGACGCUAUGACGAAGCGACUACAACUCGAACCUAUUAAGCUGGGUAUUCUUAAGAGGGAUAUCUUAUCGAUAGCGGUCGAUGAGAACGACGAGUACGCGUAUUUGGGAACGGCGAGCGCGGAUGUGCUGUGCGUAUCCAUUCCCAAUCGCGUCAUCAAAGAGUCUUUCACGCUGAAAAAGUACAUAUCGCGAGGCGUUUCUUCGCUCACAAUAGUACGUAAUGGUUUGCUCGCGGGUGCAGGCGAUGGAAGUUUGUCGCUGAUGAGGCGCGAAGACGGUUCUUGCGUACUUCAAUUUGAAGCCUGCCGCACCGUAGGCGACGGGGCGGUGACGAGUGUAGCCGUCGCGAGGUCGCCUCAAUCCAAUGUCAAAGGCUUGGAGUAUCCAAAAAAGUGCAAGAGUGACUACGCGAAGCGCAAGUACGUGCACGAAGCUCUCCUGAGUUUGAGGAAUGGAUAUAUAGGUGCUGAAUGUUACCGCGACGCUUCGCAGACCGUGGCUUUCCCUCGAAAGCAAAGCCAAUACUUUGCCACGGGCGGCGGCUCGGAGGUUCGCGUGUGGGCAACCGAUACGGCAAAACUGUUGCUGAAGAUUGACGUCAAACCUUGCACGUCGAAAUGUUUGUGCGUGAGCUUCAUGCCCGAUGGCGAUACCUUGCUCAGCGGCUGGGACGAUGGGAAGAUUCGAGCGCACGAUCGCGAGACUGGCGAGUUGUUCUUCGUCGCCGCCAACGCGCACGAUAAAGUGACCGCGCUGCGAGGGAUGAAAGACUCUUCUGGAAUCAUCAGUGGUGGUUCAGAGGGUAAUGUGCGACUGUGGAACGUGAUUAACGGCAGCAUCAUCACGCUCGAGGCGUCCAUGAAAGAACACCGAUCGUCCGUGAACGACAUUGCCCUGUUCAACGACGACGCCUCCGCCGUCACCGCCUCUGACGACGGCUCGUGCGUCGUCUGGGACAUCCUUCGCCGCACGCGCCAAGUCUCUUUCUUCGGUUCGACGUACUUUAAAGCCAUAGGCGUACAUCCCGACGAGAAACAAAUCGUUACCACGGGAACCGACCGCAAGAUAACCUGGUGGGACCCCGCGGACGCCUCCACGCUUCGCGUCGUCGACGAUCCCGCCGACGCCGAGCUCGCGACUCUCUCCAUCGCCCACCCCCACGGUGCCUCCAUCGCCAUCGCCGGUACCGACCGCAUCGUAAAGGUAUUCGAUUACGAAUCCGGCGACCUCACGGCCAUCACCCCUCGCCACUGCGCCCGCGUUGUCGCCGUCGCCUUCGCUCCCGACGCCCGCGCGCUCGUCUCCGCCUCCGCCGACGGCGCCGUCCGCAUCUGGUCCAUCCCCGAUUCCCCACUCGCCGAGCUCGGUCGCGAGAAAGAGCGUCACAUCCAUCGCGUGUUGACAGGAGAGAUCGACGACGACGUCCUCGCCACCGCGCGUCCGUAG